AUGAUAGUAACGAAGCGUCUCAAAUACCAUCUCAAAGUGAGGAGCCGUCUUCUGAUAACAAGGGUGAUAUACAUUGAUGAGUUUCUGAAUAGCAUCAAAGUGUUUGGAUUGCCAAAUCAUCUUAUCUGUCUCAAAUUUGGCACACCUAUAAUGUUGCUUAGCAACAUCGAUACCAAGAACGGUUUGUGUAAUGAAAAUAGGCUAAUAGUUACUAAGAUGGCUAAGUAUAUCUCCGAGGCUCAAAUCAUAACAUGUGAUAAAGUUGGUAUUGCAGAGAUUAUUCCUAGGAUUACGAUGUCGCCUAUUGAGGCCAGGUUUCCUUUCAGGAUGAAACGGAAGCAGUUUCCCAUCGCCUUGGUAUUUGCGACGACUAUUAACAAGAGCCAGGGACAAACAUUAGGUAAAGUUGGUAUCUAUCUCUCAGAAACAGUUUUUACUCAUGGUCAAUUGUAUAUAGCGGUGUCCAGAAUUACGUCGAGAGCAGGAUUGAAGAUACUUAUCACAAACAAAGACCUGAAACCACAGUGGACGACGCUAAAUGUUGUGUUCAACGAGACAUCCAAAUAUAUUUAG
This is a messenger RNA of Microthlaspi erraticum, 573 nucleotides long. The record is from the annotation of a GenBank genome assembly. Lineage: Eukaryota; Viridiplantae; Streptophyta; Magnoliopsida; Brassicales; Brassicaceae.